This is a messenger RNA of Baudoinia panamericana UAMH 10762, 931 nucleotides long. RefSeq lists its product as uncharacterized. The coding region runs from base 206 to 439 and encodes 77 amino acids. The transcript is spliced from 4 exons. Gene Ontology annotation, biological process: response to oxidative stress. The record is from RefSeq and is a predicted model, not a curated record. Lineage: Eukaryota; Fungi; Ascomycota; Dothideomycetes; Mycosphaerellales; Teratosphaeriaceae.
GCGCAAAGGACGCGAUCAUCGGUUAACUGGAACGAUGCGCGAGAGCGUGUGCUCAAGUCCUACCGGGAAUGGCUGCGAGCGGUAAGCUUGCCAGAAGAGCGCGCCACUCUGUGCUGUACAGUGGUAGAGAAGGACAAAGCGGAACCGUGACUGAUGCGUGAUAAAUGCUCAGGCACCUGAAGUACAGCAGAUGUACUCGCUGAACAUGCCGGUCUCCAAGAUCCGAACCAAGAUACGGCAAGAGUUCGAAAGGCACAGAUACGUGUCACAACUGAGGACGGUGGAUGUGCUGCUGUUCAACAGCCACCAAGAGUAUCAGGAAACACUCAACUUCUGGAAGCAGCUCACACACGUACUCAAAUACUUCAGAUCGGAGGAAGAUCCGAGCUCGCGGUUACCGAAGAACUUCAUUCAGGGUUUCAUUGAGGGCCGGAAUUAGUAUUCGCUAGCCUGUCGUACACUAUACAUUCACCAUCAAUAACAGCGUUCCCGCAUGACUGCGUUCAGGACCUGCUCCGCGUGGCAGCAUCAUGGCUUGGCUGCCCGGUCUGGGUGCGUGGCGUUGAACUCGUCCCGAGCGGCAGUGAACUUCUCUUCCACAGCAUCGCAGAGCUGAGAAAGAUCGUCGAGGCCUUUUUGUAGUACUUCAUACACAUUGACGUCGUCUGCGUGGUAUCGUUAGCUGGUGCACGCAUCAUGACAUUGAGUGCUUGAAGACAAACCCCAGGUCUGGAUUCGAAGGUUCAUGACAGCUUCCGAAGGGUGAGGUAUUGAAUAGCCGCAGAACUCGACGUCAGGGCUAGAAUUUGGUAAGUCUGCAUGUACGCAAUAUUCCGGUGGCAUACGCACUUCUUGAUGAUCAUGUACCUAAGAGCGUUACCAAGCGUAUGGUCUUCCUUCUCGAACGCGAAAGAUGCUGCGGUAUCCGAAG